This is a messenger RNA of Arabis nemorensis, 1710 nucleotides long. Lineage: Eukaryota; Viridiplantae; Streptophyta; Magnoliopsida; Brassicales; Brassicaceae. The record is from the annotation of a GenBank genome assembly.
AUGUACGGAAACUACGAUGGAAACGAAAAAGCUUUGCCCGAAUUCGAUCUCUACCUAAACGUGAAUUUCUGGUCGACAGUGAAAUUCAAUAAUGCUUCUGAACAAGUCUACAAAGAGAUCCUAAGCUUUGCAGAAUCAGAGACGAUAUAUGUUUGCCUUGUGAACAAAGGUAAAGGAACUCCUUUUAUUUCGGCUUUGGAGCUCCGGCCAGUGAACAGCUCAAUCUACGCCUCUUGGGACUCGAUUAUUACAUCUGCGUAUGUCGAUGUUUUUCAGAACGGUUAUUGGCCACCGGAUGAAGUUAUUAAGACAGCUGCUUCACCAAAAAGCGAUGCUGAUCCGCUAGAAUUGUCCUGGACAUCAGAGGAUCCAAAUACUCGGUUCUAUGCUUAUCUUUAUUUCGCGGAACUAGAAAAGCUUGAGAAGAAUGAGAGUAGAAAGAUCAAGAUUUUGUGGAAUGGUUCCCCUGUUUCUGAAACUUCUUUCAUUCCUUCUUCAAAGUACUCGAUGACGUUCUCUAAUUCAAGAGCUUUCAGUGGUAAAGAUCACUUGAUUUCUGUUCAGAAGACCGCAGAUUCAACCCUUCGACCAAUUCGCAAUGCUAUUGAGAUUUUUACAGCACAAUUUCUGGAUGAAUUUCCUACCACAGUUAAAGACGUUCACGCGAUAGAAAACAUAAAAUCAACGUACAAAGUGAUAAAAUUAUGGACCGGCGAUCCUUGCUCCCCAAGACUAUUCCCUUGGGAAGGAGCCUAUUCAGGACCACUCCUGCCUUCAGGGAAGAGAAGGUCCACAUAUAGCGAAGUCUCUACUAUUACAAACAACUUCAAUAAAGUGAUUGGCAAGGGAGGGUUUGGUAUCGUGUAUCUCGGUUGCCUUGAAGAUGGGGCUGAAAUUGCUGUCAAGAUGAUUAAGGAUUCUUCACUGAAAAAAUCUAAAGGAUCAUCAUCUCGAGUUUCGAAAGAAUUCCAAGUCGAGGCAGAGCUUCUUUUGACAGUCCAUCACCAGAACUUAGCCUCGUUUGUUGGAUACUGCGAUGAUGGUCGUCGUAUGGCUCUGAUCUACGAGUACAUGGCUAGUGGAAACUUGCAGGAUUAUCUUUCAAGUGAGAAUGCUGAGGAUCUUAGCUGGGAAAAGAGACUCCGUAUAGCAAUAGACUCUGCACAAGGGUUGGAGUAUUUGCACCAUGGAUGCAGGCCACCAAUAGUACACAGAGACGUUAAAACAGCAAACAUUCUUUUGAACGAUAACUUGGAAGCCAAGAUUGCCGAUUUUGGCGUUUCCAAGGUCUUCCCUGAGGACGAUCUCAGCCACAUCGAGACUGUAGUCAUGGGCACUCCCGGCUACAUUGAUCCUGAAUACUACCGCACGUUUAUGCUUAACGAGAAGAGUGACGUGUACAGUUUCGGGGUCGUCCUUCUUGAAAUCUUCACCGGCCAACGAGCCAUCGUGAAAACCGAAGACGGAGGCAAAAUCAGCGUUGUCCACUUCGUCGAGCCCUUCUUCGAGAUCGGAGAACUUGACGGGGUGGUGGACCCGCGGCUUCGCGGCGACUUCUCAUCGGACUCAGCCUGGAAAUUUGUGGAGGUGGCAAUGUCUUGCGUCAGAGACAGAGGGGCUAACAGACCAACAAUGAACCAGAUCGUGUCUGAGCUCAAGCACUGCUUAGCCGCCGAGCUGGCUCGUGAGCCACUGAGCCAUGAAGUUUGA